CGAGGAAGGUUUCUAAGGCCAGCCCGUUAAGUCGGCCUCUGCCCUUAUAUGUCACGGUUUUAGUUCCCUUAUAAGGCCAAAAGUUCCCGAGCAUCUCCCCCAGACGUCAUUGCUGCCCACGGGGGUAUUAACACCGUGCCAUGGUUAGUAGAUGCCCUGAGUCUUGUCCAUCCCACUUGUGUUAAUUAUACCUGCCUGCCUUUCCUCAACAAAAUAUUGAAGGGAGAAAAAUCAACACAUUAAAAUGGUCCAGAGACAGCAGACAUGUCAGGGGUUACUGCAAACAUUUUAGGUGUUAUUUCAGAGAUGUGUUUUGUGUGUGACUAAGUGAUGAAAUGGUUAUCUUGUGCAUGAAUGAAGUGAAUUAAUUUUGUCUACCUCACCUGCUUACUCACCUGGCUGGUCUUUCGCCAAUAGGGCACCAGAGGGGAAAGUCCAAAACCAUAAAAAGGCCAGACAGUAACAUGUCAACAGUUACUACAGACAUGUUAUACUACAUAAGAAUUAGGCACUAAGGUUUUAUUGGAAGGUAUGCCUAAUGCCACAAACUUUAGAAUUACACCCAAUUCAAGGUUUAGCAACAUGGCCAUUAGUAACACAAAAUUAGCAGAACCCUUCAUAAACCUAACUGAUAUUAACCUAUCACUCCAAAUUGUCCAUGAUGAUUGAGUCCUUAAUGCACGACAAAACAAGGCUAAUGGUCCAGGGGUUAGAACGUUAGAACACUUAGGUACAAAUCUGUGGCCCACGUUCAAUCCCAGCCCAGGGCAGUCAACACCCAGCCUACCCAGCUGUUCAUCCCUUGAUAAAGGGGUACCUGUAGAAACCCUGGAAAGGUAAACUGUGGGAUCCUGAGUGUCAUGCUUGCCUUUGUCCUAAGGUAGCAGAUGGAGAUGAGCACCAACACAGUGUUCAGUUACAGCACAUUCUCUUAACUUUACCAUUGACAAAGUUUCAGGCCCAAUCUCCUGCCAGGACAGCGCUCCACAGGGCGGUCAACAAUAUAAUGAUGUUUUCACCUAAAAAAGUAUCCUCGAUGCACAUACUUGUAAUGUGCCUUACCCUAACUUAUCAUCCUGUAAGUUAUCUCUUUCUCUCUACCGUAACACUCAUUGUUCACUAAUGGCAGUCAUCACAGUUAACUCUCUCCACUGAUAGGAUCCUUCACGUCUGACUUACCAGGAUUUCUUUCCAUAUCCUAAUGUCAUUGUUGGCACAGUUUUGAUUGUUUUAGAUCUUCUUUUUUAGCCACAUACUCCCAGUCAAGUGAUUAUAUUCCUGAAGCACAUCACUUAUUUUUUAUUCUACAUUUUAUUUCUUAUCUUCCAUUCCAUACAUAUAUAGGUAUAAGAUUUAAUUACCUUUCUCAUUACUGAUUGCAAUAAUCAAGCAAGCAGACACCUUGUGUGACUUCACUGGUAACAUCGUUCCCUCCUCAACGUGAUGCAGUUUGCUGUUUUGAUAUUCCACACCAUUUGUAUUUAAAACUUGAUCAUCACAUAUUCCUAAAAGGUUCAUAAUACACAUGUAGUCUUAUAGCUUUCAUUGGUUUUGUCAAUACUACAAGUAAUUCCACAGUAAGAGCGGCCAGGAUGUUGCACUACCUCCUUAUCUCCCGUGAUGGCAACGUGCAUUUCUCCCACUACUUCACUCACAUCAAUCCCACCAGCCGCCCUGCCACUGAGGCUCGUGUCAUCGGCAAGUGCCAAGCAGCCGACAAAGAUGCGUGUCAUUUUUUGGAGGAUGGCCAACACUCCCUCGUCUUCCGCUGGUUUGGGCCGUGCAUGUUUGUUGUUGCAGCUGACCAAUCAGAGAAUGAGCUGAUGAUCUAUGAAUUCCUCAGUUUGUAUGUCAGUGCUCUCCAUAAAUAUUUUGGCAAGUUCUCUGAGAAGCACAUCCUCCUCAACAUUGAGCGGCUACACAUGGUUCUUGAGGAGAUGGUGGUGGGGGGAGAGCUGGUUGAGCCCUCCAUCAGGAAUGCCCUCAGUCCCAUACAGAUGCUGGAUGCCAUUUCCUCUAGAUAGUACUUUUUUUUUUUUUUUUUGUGUGUGUGUGUGUGUGUGUGUGUGUGUGUCAAUACAAGUCAUUCAAGUGGUGUCAAACAUAUUAAGUUGUACAUACAAUAUCUAGCUUUAAAUCUACUUUAUACUUGUUCCCUCACUCUAAAGGUACGGAAUGUGAUUUCUACCUCAACCCUAUAAAGACAGACUUCAGUGGGUGUUAAAAGGUGUGGAUUGUUUUCAUAUUUAUUAUGUAAAAUCAUUGCACAGUCUCAUACACAACAGCAGGUACAGCAAUAUGCUUCUCCGAUCUCUUUUACUAUAGGUUUGAUCUGUUACCUCAAGCCCUGGCAUAAAAAAAACUAAUCCAAUAAUUCAUUAAAUUUUGAAAUAUCAUCAAAUAUAUGCAUAUAAUAAGGCAGAGUUGUACGGGCAAAGAAAUCACAGCAACAAUCAUAUUUUUUGUUUACCAUCAGUAGGAUAACCAACCAUUGGGAGUCAAGACUAGACACCUACGGAGGCUCUAUUAGGAGAGUUGAUGUUUCACUGAGUUUGUUUGGAGGCCCAACACAGCAGCCUCCUAAGCAUAUUUCAAUUUUGUGGUGCACAAGGUUUAUCAGUAGCUCUUGGGAAGAUAGAUGGUCAAACAAGCAUUUAUAGCACAAAUCUUCCCAACAAAGCCACCUCCAAAACCUUACUAAUUUCUCCCACUGCAGAAGAUUUUCAAGAGUUGAUUAUCUUUAAUACAUGCAACAAAAAUACCCAUAUGGUGGCUGUUUCUUUCUUCCUUAGACUUCCUCAAGCUGGAUUUGAGUUAAAUGUCAAAUAUGCCAGCAUAUAGAAUUUUCUAUUAUAUGGCAAAAAGCUAUGCAGCUAUACAACAUUUUACAUAAUUUCAGGGUUGUCAGUCAUUUACAUUCUUCUUUUAAAUGGAUAUUAUGUAUCAUCUUUUCUGUUACAAAUAACCUUGUUAAAGACUGAAGAAUUAGGGGACAUGUUUGGACAGAGGGGAAAAAAUGCUUAAACAAUGAAGAGGUAUGGCUUUCCAAACAUGUAAUACUACUCUACAGGUCAAAUAUGAAGGUGGUGGGAGUAAUGAAAAUGUACAAUUUCUAGAAGCUUAUGAUAUGCCGGGGCAGCACAAGAACAGUGACACAGGAAACAGGGAGUCAUGAACCCUCACUUUGAAAGAGGAGGGACCAACAUAGAUAUUGGCCUCUUCACUUUUUUCAUACAAGCUGUAAAAAUAUAGGGUAUGCUAUAAAUAUAAGGCAUAAGAAUGAGGACUACGCAUAACAGCAAAUGUUAUGAGCAAGGAGACAGCAGAGAAAUAUAUGGUUAUGCUGCAAUACAUGUUGACUGAUUGAUUUGGUAUAACAACUUUUUUUCUCUUUAUAAAACUGUACAUAAGAAACAAGACAAAAAACAAUAUUUAAACAGUAAAACUGUAAAUACCUGAA
Messenger RNA from Eriocheir sinensis (Chinese mitten crab), 3460 nucleotides. RefSeq names its product AP-4 complex subunit sigma-1-like. The transcript is spliced from 2 exons. The record is from RefSeq and is a predicted model, not a curated record. Gene Ontology annotation, cellular component: intracellular membrane-bounded organelle. Gene Ontology annotation, biological process: vesicle-mediated transport; protein transport. Bases 1593 to 2024 code for a protein of 143 amino acids. NCBI's taxonomy places the organism in Eukaryota, Metazoa, Arthropoda, Malacostraca, Decapoda, Varunidae.